Messenger RNA from Scatophagus argus, 3900 nucleotides. RefSeq names its product ADP-ribosylation factor interacting protein 1 (arfaptin 1) (gene arfip1). Gene Ontology annotation, biological process: intracellular protein transport; regulation of Arp2/3 complex-mediated actin nucleation. The record is from RefSeq and is a predicted model, not a curated record. Bases 451 to 1950 code for a protein of 499 amino acids. Gene Ontology annotation, molecular function: phospholipid binding; protein domain specific binding. NCBI's taxonomy places the organism in Eukaryota, Metazoa, Chordata, Actinopteri, Scatophagidae. The transcript is spliced from 10 exons. Gene Ontology annotation, cellular component: trans-Golgi network membrane.
UUAACAAAGAAUGUCCGAUCAGGAUAUUAAUCGACUCAUGUUGUGUUUUUUGGCCUAAAGUUUGCCGAAAUAUAUUUAGCCAGUCAUAAAAAAAAAUAAUAUCGUAACUUAUUUUACUUCUUGGACACAAACUGCAAACAACAUAUUUCAACAGCAGGGGGAGAGCGCAUGCAGCAAAUGAUGUGGUCUGCCUCUAAUGUCAGCCAAGGGCCCGCACAGUGGAUCAGUCUUUCCGGGGUUCAAACAGCAAGACUGGAGUGCUUGAGGAGAGUGAAGGACCACCGAUGACCGUUUGGUAAUAUACCUAUGCAACGUUUGCAUUAACAGCAAGUGUACCGCCUUUCAAAGGAGCGUCCAGUGCAUCACUUACACCAAGUGAACCGGUGAACUACUGACGUUUCAUCGGCUAACAGUUCACAGCUAAAUAGUUAGCCACGGCCGGAGACAGGUAUGUCUGAAGUUAGUCUUGAGGCUGAAUCGGGGAGGACCUCAGCCGAGGACCCUCAGAUGGAUUGUGAGGAGGAAGCUGACAAAGCAGAGGAGAGUUUGAGUGAGGAUGUAAAGCAAGAGAGUGUAGACAACAAUAGGGGAGGAUAUGACCGAGAUGAAGUGAUGUAUGACAUUGAUAUUAAUUCAGAAAACAGUGACAAGGAUGUUCAGGAGGAGGAUGACGGGAUUCAGAGUAAGAGUGUGGUGACCUGCGGCGACGGUGAUGCUGCGCAUAAGGCUGACAGUGUAGACAAUGAGGCACACGAGACAAAUCAUCAUGCUGAAACACCAGAGGAAAGUGGAGAUUUGCGCACCGAAACAAAGGAAAGCAGAAUGGCUGAGGAGUUCCAUAGAAGCUCAGCCGCUGAGAUCCCAGUCACCAACAACGGAGACCUGGAUCAGAGCCCUGAGACAGUUUUCCAGAGGGAGUCUUACCCCAGUGGUCCUGGGGCCCUAAACCUUUCAGAGUCCUGUGUCACUCCUAGCAACUUUGCGUCAACAACAGAGGGCAUCAUUGAAUCAGGACCAUACAAAGGGUCAGCAAGCCUGCCCACGUCUCCCGUGGCACCAGUAGCUCCCAGCUCAGCUGUUGCUAGCCGCCUGGCACGCUCUUCCAGCGAUAGUCAGGCUGAGAAAGGCGCGAUGAACGCACAGGCCAACAGUGGAGCAGUGGUCCUUUCAGAUGACUUAAAGAAUCCUGCCAUGGAAAAACUGGACCUUGUGAGAAAGUGGAGCAUCAACACAUAUAAAUGUACCAGGCAGAUCCUGUCAGAGAAGUUGGGUCGGGGCUCCAGGACUGUGGACAUGGAGCUCGAGGCUCAAAUCGAAAUCCUCCGUGACAACAAAAGAAAGUACCAGAAUGUAAUCAAACUGGCUCAGACGCUGGCCAAUCAGCUGUCCCAGAUGAUGCAGACGCAGAGGCAGCUGGGCGACGCCUUCGCCGACCUCAGCCUCAAGUCACCAGAACUCCAUGAGGAGUUUGGUUACAACGCUGACACCCAAAAGCUUCUGGCCAAAAAUGGAGAGACACUGCUGGGUGCUAUCAACUUUUUCAUCUCCAGUGUUGACACACUCGUGGACAAAACAAUCGAAGACACCAUGCUAAACAUCAAACAGUAUGAAAAUGCCAGGGUUGAGUAUGACGCAUACCGUACAGACUUGGAGGAGCUGAAUCUGGGCCCACGUGAUGCCAGCACCAUGCCCAAGAUUGAGCUGUCCCAGCAGCAGUUUCAGGUCCACCGCGAGAAGUAUGAAAGGAUGCGAAAUGACGUCUCCAUCAAGCUGAAGUUCCUGGAAGAGAACAAGGUGAAGGUAUUGCAUAACCAGCUCAUCCUGUUCCACAAUGCGAUAGCCGCAUACUACGCUGGAAACCAACAGCAGCUGGAACAGACGCUCAAGCAGUUCCACAUCAAGUUGAAAAUGCCCGGUGGGAACAGUCCAUCCUGGCUGGAAGAGCACUAAUCAUUCCUUUUUUGGAGCCAUCAUGGCUCAGUUUGACAGGAAAUGUCAAAUUCUACAGAAACUACAGGACCCAACCCCACACACACACACAAACACACUUUCGACUGUAACUGCCUUUCAAACUUGUAAAUCUUUUCGCUCAGUAUACAAAGUGAAAAAAAAAUCCUCCCAAUUUUCUUUUUCUCAUUAAUUUCACCUUGCAGGUAUUUUAAAUCAUAGGAAUUGCACUUUUAUACAGUUUGACAAAUCUGUUGAACGGGAGUUGCUGCAGUAAAUGCAUUUGGAAAGUGGAAAAUGGCCUUUUGUAUUCCAGCAUAUGAAUGUUGUAUCUCAGCACAGCGGACAUGUUGGCUCUGUAAGGGCAACUCUUAUCAGUUGACUGAGAUGGGGAUGAAUGCUUUAUGAGCAUAACCAGGAGGUGUCAGCAGACUUUGUGCCUGAACCCUCUGAUGAGUUUACUUUGCACCUGUUGUGAUAAACGGGAAAAAAAAGGACAUUCAGAUCCUGAGUCAUGCAAACUGGUCUCUCUUACCAGCAAACUCUAAUUAAAGUGGUAUUUUGGGAAAUAUGCUUAUUUAUCUUGCUGAGAGUUAUACGUGAAGAUCAACAACGCUAUCGUAUUGCCCCUGUUGACAGUCGUACAUGAAAGUUUGGCAUGAAGACUGGAAAUGAGGAAACCAUGAACCCGUCUUUGUUCAAAGGUGAAACAUCAUGCCUGCCAGCACCUCUAAACAUCACUAGUACAAAAACUGGUGGGGUUAUGUGACUCAGGACAGAGUAAGGCAAGCUGCUUCCACCCUGUUCCUGGUGUUUUUGUGCUAACCCACUGCAGGCUGUAGCUACACAUUUAACAUACACACUUGACAGCAGAAUCAAGAUUUUCAUUUAACUCUGAGCAACAGAACAAAGAUUAUUCCCCAAAAUGCCAAACUGUUCCUUUAAAUUGAUGUGUAAAAGUCAUAUUGCUGGUUGCUCACAUCAAACCCUGCAUGUUGUGAUAUGAUUAUGUUGACGCAACACUUCUUUUAAUCAAUAUUACCCUCUUUUUUUUUUUUUAUUUUAGCAUUACCCUAUUUCAUCUACUUUCCAUGGCAUGUGACUGAAUGGGUGGAAGUGUUGAUUCUCUAGAUUUUAGAGAAAAUGAAGGACCAGCCUUAUGUGACUAAAUGUGCCUUGCUUUCAUGAAUUUGUUCUUUUCUUCCCUUCUGUGUUAUUAUAUGUGGUGUUGUUGUUUAAAGCAGGCGCUUUCACUACCAGUUUUAUGGACCAACUCUUGCAGCAAGAGAACGGACCAAACAUGCACACACCCACACACACACACACACACUUCGAGGACGUAUACUUAGAGCCUGUAUAUCCUGCACAACAUGUUAAAACACUCCGCACAACACAAAGCGAUGUGAUGAUACUCCGGUAACUCCAGAAUGUCUAAAUCUAUUUUAAGACUUCUCAAAGAUAUUUAUCCGUAUUGCACAUAAUGCAUAUUUAUGCAUUUAAGAUAACAAAAACUAAGAACUGUAUGAAAUGGAAAAGGUGAAAACCAAAAUGAGAUUAACUUGAAACUUUUUGUCUUUUGUAAAUUUGAAAGACCAGCAUCUUUUGCCUGAGCUGCUUACAUUUUCUUUAAUUGGGCUACAUAAAAGUAUAUUUUUCAAAGAGGACGUAUUGAAUGCUGGUAUUGGUAACCAGCUGUCAUGUCCUCACUGUGUUCAUUUGUACUUUUUCCUAUGGCUCACCACAACAUUUUGAGAGUGUGAACCUUGUACAAAAACAAUCUGUUGUUUCCCUGAAAUAGAUGGAUAUAUAUUUGUAAUUCCCCCCCGAAGACCUACAGAAACAUGCUAGUGUAUCUCUACCUUUAAAAUAAUGAAACGUUAACAAGUGCUGAGUUGAGGAAGGAUUCUGAAUUUUGUGUAACCUCCUUGGGAAAAUAAAACUUUUUUUCUUUAA